AUGGAGUUUACUCCCAAAGAAACGGUGUUACGGCUGUUACAACGCUACGCAGUUGGGCCGCGUGCAAAGGAAGAUGAGUUCUUUCACGAUGGGAAUAUUUACCUCAAACCUUUCGCAAAGCUAGGAGUUUUAAGUGAAUUUCCCGACACUGACCCUGAGCCGGAAGAUGUUGAGAUAAGCUGCAACGUUCCCGAUUGUAACUUUUUCUGCCAAUCCGUUGUUGAUUACGAGCUUCACUACAAUGCUCAGCAUCGCUAUACAUGUGCACAGUGCAAAAAGUCUCUGCCGAAUGCACAUUUUCUUGAUCUGCAUCUUUCCGAAACGCACGAUUCAUAUUUCGCUGCUCAAGUACAAGCGGCCAACCGUCCGAUGUACGCUUGCUAUCUGGAGGAAUGCAAACAUCGCAGUAAAGAUCCGGCCGAGCGAAGAGAUCAUUGUAUACGGGAGCACAAGUUCCCCCAUAACUUCCGCUUUGAUAAGCAAAUGCAUAGCCACUCGAAGACAUCUAAAUCGUCUAAAACAAUCGUACCUAUGGACACUGAAAAUUGCACUGCAUCCCUUGCAAACACCUCUCUCGAAGGAGACAAACCUUUUGCUCCAAAGCCAAGGAAAAAUUUCUCCUUUGGUCAUCCCCAGCAGCGUACGUUUAAACCGGUAGUGAAAGCCCAAGGCAAGAGUAAGUGUGAUAUACUUGAAAAUAACAAAAUGGUGGUCGAUCUGCUUGACAGCCUGCCGCGCGAGUAAAACUCAG
Messenger RNA from Anopheles maculipalpis, 751 nucleotides. Its product is annotated as protein lethal(2)k10201. The coding region runs from base 1 to 744 and encodes 247 amino acids. The transcript is spliced from 3 exons. Lineage: Eukaryota; Metazoa; Arthropoda; Insecta; Diptera; Culicidae. The record is from RefSeq and is a predicted model, not a curated record.